AUGCCGCAGAUCGUUCGCAUCUACAAGUCCAAGAGUGUUGAAGGGCUGUCCACCAUGGCAUUCGUCAAUGAGACUGUGGUGUGCAUCGUCAACAUGGCCUACAACCUGAGGCACGGGUACCCCUUCAGCAGCUAUGGCGAUGCCGCCACCUGUGGCCUCCAGAACACCGUCAUCCUCGGCCUCAUGUUCCGUCACGGAUGCAUCUCCAACAGGAAUAAAGUCUUGAUCACUGUUGGUCUGACCGCCUUUGCAGCUUCCUUGUGCUUUGGGGUCUGCAGCGACGCCCUGCUGGCACAGCUCCAAGCCAGCAGCGUGCUCCUGCUGGCGCUCGGGGGCCGCCUGCCCCAGAUCUGGAUGAACAUCAGGAACGGCGGGAGCGGGGAGCUCAGCAUGGGCAGUGCGGCCCUGUCCGUCGCUGGCAACCUCGGCCGCCUCUUCACCACGCUCACGCUCGUGGACGACAAGCUCGUGCUGGUGGCUUCGGUGUCCCAGCUGCUCCUCAACGCCAUCCUGCUCUGGCAGACGGCGCAGACGGCCUGGAGGAAGAAACAGGGGACCGGGCCUGUCUACAAAGCGGCGUGA
This is a messenger RNA of Auxenochlorella protothecoides, 582 nucleotides long. Its product is annotated as Mannose-P-dolichol utilization defect 1 protein-like protein. The transcript is spliced from 4 exons. The record is from RefSeq and is a predicted model, not a curated record. The coding region runs from base 1 to 582 and encodes 193 amino acids. NCBI's taxonomy places the organism in Eukaryota, Viridiplantae, Chlorophyta, Trebouxiophyceae, Chlorellales, Chlorellaceae.